Xenopus tropicalis (tropical clawed frog) is the source of this 598-nucleotide messenger RNA. Its product is annotated as uromodulin-like. Gene Ontology annotation, cellular component: plasma membrane; extracellular region. Bases 50 to 598 code for a protein of 182 amino acids. Lineage: Eukaryota; Metazoa; Chordata; Amphibia; Anura; Pipidae. The record is from RefSeq and is a predicted model, not a curated record. The transcript has 4 exons.
UAGCAAUACCUCUAUUGAAACUAAUGACACUGGAAAUUUUACUGCUCGCAUGGCGGUUUAUAACAGCAGCGACUAUAAAUAUCCAUACCAAGGAGCACAAAUUGAUCUAUACACAAAAACAGUGAUUUAUAUUGGAGUGUUCCUUGAAGGGCCGGAUCCAUCUCUGUAUGCCAUGGUACUGAAAAACUGUUAUGCGACUCCAUCAAGCAAUCCCGAUGAUCCCAUAAAGUAUUAUAUCAUCCAAAACAGGUGCCCUAGCAAGAGUGACGGUACUGUCAAUGUAGCAGAAAAUGGCGUAUCUAGCCAAGCCCGGUUCUCUUUUCAAAUGUUCACAUUUGUUGGGAAUUAUAACCAGGUCUAUCUGCACUGUCAGAUCUAUGCGUGUGACAGUAGGACCUCCGCCUGCGCACCUACAUGCUCUGGUUCCCGUGCCUUGGAUGUAACCACACAGACUACCACCAAUCUGAAAAUCGGACCAUUCAACAGGCUGGAUCCAGCUCCUUCCCCUGCAUCUGCAGCUUAUGGUAAAACAGCACUUUUUAAAAUUACUGUUAAUGUGUGUGUCCAAGCAAAUGACUUUUCUAGUAACAAGGAAUAG